Molecule: messenger RNA, 9117 nt
Organism: Closterium sp. Naga37s-1
Lineage: Eukaryota; Viridiplantae; Streptophyta; Zygnematophyceae; Desmidiales; Closteriaceae
Source: the annotation of a GenBank genome assembly
AUGGUUGCAUGGGCGGGGAUGGUUGCAUGGGCGGGGGAUGGUUGCAUGGGCGGGGAUGAGUGCAUGGGCGGGGAUGGUUGCAUGGGCGGGGAUGGUUGCAUGGGCGGGGAUGGUUGCAUGGGCGGGGAUGGUUGCAUGGGCGGGGAUGGUUGCAUGGGCGGGGAUGGUUGCAUGGGCGGGGAUGGUUGCAUGGGCGGGGAUGGUUGCAUGGGCGGGGAUGGUUGCAUGGGCGGGGAUGAGUGCAUGGGCGGGGAUGAGUGCAUGGGCGGGGAUGGUUGCAUGGGCGGGGAUGGUUGCAUGGGCGGGGAUGAGUGCAUGGGCGGGGAUGAGUGCAUGGGCGGGGAUGGUUGCAUGGGCGGGGAUGAGUGCAUGGGCGGGGAUGGUUGCAUGGGCGGGGAUGGUUGCAUGGGCGGGGAUGGUUGCAUGGGCGGGGAUGGUUGCAUGGGCGGGGAUGGUUGCAUGGGCGGGGAUGGUUGCAUGGGCGGGGAUGGUUGCAUGGGCGGGGAUGGUUGCAUGGGCGGGGAUGGUUGCAUGGGCGGGGAUGAGUGCAUGGGCGGGGAUGAGUGCAUGGGCGGGGAUGGUUGCAUGGGCGGGGAUGGUUGCAUGGGCGGGGAUGAGUGCAUGGGCGGGGAUGGUUGCAUGGGCGGGGAUGAGUGCAUGGGCGGGGAUGGUUGCAUGGGCGGGGAUGGUUGCAUGGGCGGGGAUGGUUGCAUGGGCGGGGAUGAGUGCAUGGGCGGGGAUGGUUGCAUGGGCGGGGAUGGUUGCAUGGGCGGGGAUGGUUGCAUGGGCGGGGAUGGUUGCAUGGGCGGGGAUGAGUGCAUGGGCGGGGAUGGUUGCAUGGGCGGGGAUGGUUGCAUGGGCGGGGAUGGUUGCAUGGGCGGGGAUGGUUGCAUGGGCGGGGAUGGUUGCAUGGGCGGGGAUGAGUGCAUGGGCGGGGAUGGUUGCAUGGGCGGGGAUGGUUGCAUGGGCGGGGAUGGUUGCAUGGGCGGGGAUGGUUGCAUGGGCGGGAUGGUUGCAUGGGCGGGGAUGAGUGCAUGGGCGGGGAUGUGCAUGGGCGGGGAUGGUUGCAUGGGCGGGGAUGGUUGCAUGGGCGGGGAUGGUUGCAUGGGCGGGGAUGGUUGCAUGGGCGGGGAUGGUUGCAUGGGCGGGGAUGAGUGCAUGGGCGGGGAUGGUUGCAUGGGCGGGGAUGAGUGCAUGGGCGGGGAUGGUUGCAUGGGCGGGGAUGGUUGCAUGGGCGGGGAUGAGUGCAUGGGCGGGGAUGGUUGCAUGGGCGGGGAUGGGUGCAUGGGCGGGGAUGAGUGCAUGGGCGGGGAUGAGUGCAUGGGCGGGGAUGAGUGCAUGGGCGGGGAUGGUUGCAUGGGCGGGGAUGGUUGCAUGGGCGGGGAUGGUUGCAUGGGCGGGGAUGGUUGCAUGGGCGGGGAUGAGUGCAUGGGCGGGGAUGAGUGCAUGGGCGGGGAUGAGUGCAUGGGCGGGGAUGGUUGCAUGGGCGGGGAUGGUUGCAUGGGCGGGGAUGGUUGCAUGGGCGGGGAUGAGUGCAUGGGCGGGGAUGGUUGCAUGGGCGGGGAUGGUUGCAUGGGCGGGGAUGAGUGCAUGGGCGGGGAUGAGUGCAUGGGCGGGGAUGAGUGCAUGGGCGGGGAUGGUUGCAUGGGCGGGGAUGGUUGCAUGGGCGGGGAUGGUUGCAUGGGCGGGGAUGGUUGCAUGGGCGGGGAUGGUUGCAUGGGCGGGGAUGAGUGCAUGGGCGGGGAUGAGUGCAUGGGCGGGGAUGGUUGCAUGGGCGGGGAUGAGUGCAUGGGCGGGGAUGGUUGCAUGGGCGGGGAUGAGUGCAUGGGCGGGGAUGGUUGCAUGGGCGGGGAUGAGUGCAUGGGCGGGGAUGGUUGCAUGGGCGGGGAUGAGUGCAUGGGCGGGGAUGGUUGCAUGGGCGGGGAUGAGUGCAUGGGCGGGGAUGGUUGCAUGGGCGGGGAUGAGUGCAUGGGCGGGGAUGGUUGCAUGGGCGGGGAUGAGUGCAUGGGCGGGGAUGGUUGCAUGGGCGGGGAUGGUUGCAUGGGCGGGGAUGGUUGCAUGGGCGGGGAUGGUUGCAUGGGCGGGGAUGGUUGCAUGGGCGGGGAUGGUUGCAUGGGCGGGGAUGAGUGCAUGGGCGGGGAUGGUUGCAUGGGCGGGGAUGGUUGCAUGGGCGGGGAUGGUUGCAUGGGCGGGGAUGAGUGCAUGGGCGGGGAUGGUUGCAUGGGCGGGGAUGAGUGCAUGGGCGGGGAUGGUUGCAUGGGCGGGGAUGAGUGCAUGGGCGGGGAUGGUUGCAUGGGCGGGGAUGAGUGCAUGGGCGGGGAUGGUUGCAUGGGCGGGGAUGAGUGCAUGGGCGGGGAUGGUUGCAUGGGCGGGGAUGAGUGCAUGGGCGGGGAUGAGUGCAUGGGCGGGGAUGGUUGCAUGGGCGGGGAUGGUUGCAUGGGCGGGGAUGGUUGCAUGGGCGGGGAUGAGUGCAUGGGCGGGGAUGGUUGCAUGGGCGGGGAUGAGUGCAUGGGCGGGGAUGGUUGCAUGGGCGGGGAUGGUUGCAUGGGCGGGGAUGAGUGCAUGGGCGGGGAUGGUUGCAUGGGCGGGGAUGGUUGCAUGGGCGGGGAUGGUUGCAUGGGCGGGGAUGAGUGCAUGGGCGGGGAUGGUUGCAUGGGCGGGGAUGGUUGCAUGGGCGGGGAUGGUUGCAUGGGCGGGGAUGGUUGCAUGGGCGGGGAUGGUUGCAUGGGCGGGGAUGGUUGCAUGGGCGGGGAUGGUUGCAUGGGCGGGGAUGGUUGCAUGGGCGGGGAUGAGUGCAUGGGCGGGGAUGGUUGCAUGGGCGGGGAUGGUUGCAUGGGCGGGGAUGAGUGCAUGGGCGGGGAUGGUUGCAUGGGCGGGGAUGAGUGCAUGGGCGGGGAUGGUUGCAUGGGCGGGGAUGAGUGCAUGGGCGGGGAUGGUUGCAUGGGCGGGGAUGGUUGCAUGGGCGGGGAUGGUUGCAUGGGCGGGGAUGAGUGCAUGGGCGGGGAUGAGUGCAUGGGCGGGGAUGGUUGCAUGGGCGGGGAUGAGUGCAUGGGCGGGGAUGGUUGCAUGGGCGGGGAUGGUUGCAUGGGCGGGGAUGGUUGCAUGGGCGGGGAUGAGUGCAUGGGCGGGGAUGGUUGCAUGGGCGGGGAUGGUUGCAUGGGCGGGGAUGAGUGCAUGGGCGGGGAUGGUUGCAUGGGCGGGGAUGGUUGCAUGGGCGGGGAUGGUUGCAUGGGCGGGGAUGGUUGCAUGGGCGGGGAUGGUUGCAUGGGCGGGGAUGAGUGCAUGGGCGGGGAUGGUUGCAUGGGCGGGGAUGGUUGCAUGGGCGGGGAUGGUUGCAUGGGCGGGGAUGGUUGCAUGGGCGGGGAUGAGUGCAUGGGCGGGGAUGGUUGCAUGGGCGGGGAUGGUUGCAUGGGCGGGGAUGGUUGCAUGGGCGGGGAUGGUUGCAUGGGCGGGGAUGAGUGCAUGGGCGGGGAUGGUUGCAUGGGCGGGGAUGGUUGCAUGGGCGGGGAUGGUUGCAUGGGCGGGGAUGGUUGCAUGGGCGGGGAUGGUUGCAUGGGCGGGGAUGAGUGCAUGGGCGGGGAUGGUUGCAUGGGCGGGGAUGGUUGCAUGGGCGGGGAUGGUUGCAUGGGCGGGGAUGGUUGCAUGGGCGGGGAUGAGUGCAUGGGCGGGGAUGGUUGCAUGGGCGGGGAUGGUUGCAUGGGCGGGGAUGAGUGCAUGGGCGGGGAUGGUUGCAUGGGCGGGGAUGAGUGCAUGGGCGGGGGUGGUUGCAUGGGCGGGGAUGAGUGCAUGGGCGGGGAUGGUUGCAUGGGCGGGGAUGGUUGCAUGGGCGGGGAUGAGUGCAUGGGCGGGGAUGGUUGCAUGGGCGGGGAUGGUUGCAUGGGCGGGGAUGGUUGCAUGGGCGGGGAUGAGUGCAUGGCGGGGAUGUGCAUGGGCGGGGAUGGUUGCAUGGGCGGGGAUGAGUGCAUGGGCGGGGAUGGUUGCAUGGGCGGGGAUGGUUGCAUGGGCGGGGAUGGUUGCAUGGGCGGGGAUGGUUGCAUGGGCGGGGAUGAGUGCAUGGGCGGGGAUGGUUGCAUGGGCGGGGAUGGUUGCAUGGGCGGGGAUGAGUGCAUGGGCGGGGAUGGUUGCAUGGCCGGGGAUGGUUGCAUGGGCGGGGAUGGUUGCAUGGGCGGGGAUGGUUGCAUGGGCGGGGAUGAGUGCAUGGGCGGGGAUGAGUGCAUGGGCGGGGAUGGUUGCAUGGGCGGGGAUGAGUGCAUGGGCGGGGAUGGUUGCAUGGGCGGGGAUGGUUGCAUGGGCGGGGAUGAGUGCAUGGGCGGGGAUGGUUGCAUGGGCGGGGAUGGUUGCAUGGGCGGGGAUGGUUGCAUGGGCGGGGAUGGUUGCAUGGGCGGGGAUGGUUGCAUGGGCGGGGAUGAGUGCAUGGGCGGGGAUGGUUGCAUGGGCGGGGAUGGUUGCAUGGGCGGGGAUGGUUGCAUGGGCGGGGAUGGUUGCAUGGGCGGGGAUGGUUGCAUGGGCGGGGAUGAGUGCAUGGGCGGGGAUGGUUGCAUGGGCGGGGAUGGUUGCAUGGGCGGGGAUGAGUGCAUGGGCGGGGAUGGUUGCAUGGGCGGGGAUGGUUGCAUGGGCGGGGAUGGUUGCAUGGGCGGGGAUGGUUGCAUGGGCGGGGAUGAGUGCAUGGGCGGGGAUGGUUGCAUGGGCGGGGAUGGUUGCAUGGGCGGGGAUGGUUGCAUGGGCGGGGAUGGUUGCAUGGGCGGGGAUGGUUGCAUGGGCGGGGAUGAGUGCAUGGGCGGGGAUGGUUGCAUGGGCGGGGAUGGUUGCAUGGGCGGGGAUGGUUGCAUGGGCGGGGAUGGUUGCAUGGGCGGGGAUGGUUGCAUGGGCGGGGAUGAGUGCAUGGGCGGGGAUGGUUGCAUGGGCGGGGAUGGUUGCAUGGGCGGGGAUGAGUGCAUGGGCGGGGAUGGUUGCAUGGGCGGGGAUGGUUGCAUGGGCGGGGAUGAGUGCAUGGGCGGGGAUGGUUGCAUGGGCGGGGAUGAGUGCAUGGGCGGGGAUGGUUGCAUGGGCGGGGAUGGUUGCAUGGGCGGGGAUGGUUGCAUGGGCGGGGAUGGUUGCAUGGGCGGGGAUGGUUGCAUGGGCGGGGAUGGUUGCAUGGGCGGGGAUGGUUGCAUGGGCGGGGAUGAGUGCAUGGGCGGGGAUGGUUGCAUGGGCGGGGAUGAGUGCAUGGGCGGGGAUGGUUGCAUGGGCGGGGAUGGUUGCAUGGGCGGGGAUGGUUGCAUGGGCGGGGAUGAGUGCAUGGGCGGGGAUGGUUGCAUGGGCGGGGAUGAGUGCAUGGGCGGGGAUGGUUGCAUGGGCGGGGAUGAGUGCAUGGGCGGGGAUGGUUGCAUGGGCGGGGAUGGUUGCAUGGGCGGGGAUGAGUGCAUGGGCGGGGAUGGUUGCAUGGGCGGGGAUGAGUGCAUGGGCGGGGAUGGUUGCAUGGGCGGGGAUGGUUGCAUGGGCGGGGAUGGUUGCAUGGGCGGGGAUGGUUGCAUGGGCGGGGAUGGUUGCAUGGGCGGGGAUGAGUGCAUGGGCGGGGAUGAGUGCAUGGGCGGGGAUGGUUGCAUGGGCGGGGAUGAGUGCAUGGGCGGGGAUGGUUGCAUGGGCGGGGAUGGUUGCAUGGGCGGGGAUGGUUGCAUGGGCGGGGAUGGUUGCAUGGGCGGGGAUGAGUGCAUGGGCGGGGAUGGUUGCAUGGGCGGGGAUGGUUGCAUGGGCGGGGAUGGUUGCAUGGGCGGGGAUGAGUGCAUGGGCGGGGAUGGUUGCAUGGGCGGGGAUGAGUGCAUGGGCGGGGAUGGUUGCAUGGGCGGGGAUGGUUGCAUGGGCGGGGAUGAGUGCAUGGGCGGGGAUGGUUGCAUGGGCGGGGAUGGUUGCAUGGGCGGGGAUGGUUGCAUGGGCGGGGAUGGUUGCAUGGGCGGGGAUGGUUGCAUGGGCGGGGAUGAGUGCAUGGGCGGGGAUGGUUGCAUGGGCGGGGAUGGUUGCAUGGGCGGGGAUGGUUGCAUGGGCGGGGAUGAGUGCAUGGGCGGGGAUGAGUGCAUGGGCGGGGAUGGUUGCAUGGGCGGGGAUGAGUGCAUGGGCGGGGAUGGUUGCAUGGGCGGGGAUGGUUGCAUGGGCGGGGAUGGUUGCAUGGGCGGGGAUGGUUGCAUGGGCGGGGAUGGUUGCAUGGGCGGGGAUGAGUGCAUGGGCGGGGAUGGUUGCAUGGGCGGGGAUGGUUGCAUGGGCGGGGAUGGUUGCAUGGGCGGGGAUGGUUGCAUGGGCGGGGAUGAGUGCAUGGGCGGGGAUGAGUGCAUGGGCGGGGAUGGUUGCAUGGGCGGGGAUGAGUGCAUGGGCGGGGAUGGUUGCAUGGGCGGGGAUGGUUGCAUGGGCGGGGAUGGUUGCAUGGGCGGGGAUGGUUGCAUGGGCGGGGAUGAGUGCAUGGGCGGGGAUGGUUGCAUGGGCGGGGAUGAGUGCAUGGGCGGGGAUGAGUGCAUGGGCGGGGAUGGUUGCAUGGGCGGGGAUGGUUGCAUGGGCGGGGAUGGUUGCAUGGGCGGGGAUGGUUGCAUGGGCGGGGAUGGUUGCAUGGGCGGGGAUGAGUGCAUGGGCGGGGAUGGUUGCAUGGGCGGGGAUGGUUGCAUGGGCGGGGAUGAGUGCAUGGGCGGGGAUGGUUGCAUGGGCGGGGAUGGUUGCAUGGGCGGGGAUGAGUGCAUGGGCGGGGAUGGUUGCAUGGGCGGGGAUGAGUGCAUGGGCGGGGAUGGUUGCAUGGGCGGGGAUGGUUGCAUGGGCGGGGAUGGUUGCAUGGGCGGGGAUGGUUGCAUGGGCGGGGAUGGUUGCAUGGGCGGGGAUGGUUGCAUGGGCGGGGAUGGUUGCAUGGGCGGGGAUGAGUGCAUGGGCGGGGAUGGUUGCAUGGGCGGGGAUGGUUGCAUGGGCGGGGAUGGUUGCAUGGGCGGGGAUGGUUGCAUGGGCGGGGAUGAGUGCAUGGGCGGGGAUGGUUGCAUGGGCGGGGAUGAGUGCAUGGGCGGGGAUGGUUGCAUGGGCGGGGAUGGUUGCAUGGGCGGGGAUGGUUGCAUGGGCGGGGAUGAGUGCAUGGGCGGGGAUGGUUGCAUGGGCGGGGAUGAGUGCAUGGGCGGGGAUGGUUGCAUGGGCGGGGAUGAGUGCAUGGGCGGGGAUGGUUGCAUGGGCGGGGAUGGUUGCAUGGGCGGGGAUGGUUGCAUGGGCGGGGAUGAGUGCAUGGGCGGGGAUGGUUGCAUGGGCGGGGAUGAGUGCAUGGGCGGGGAUGGUUGCAUGGGCGGGGAUGGUUGCAUGGGCGGGGAUGAGUGCAUGGGCGGGGAUGGUUGCAUGGGCGGGGAUGAGUGCAUGGGCGGGGAUGGUUGCAUGGGCGGGGAUGGUUGCAUGGGCGGGGAUGGUUGCAUGGGCGGGGAUGGUUGCAUGGGCGGGGAUGGUUGCAUGGGCGGGGAUGAGUGCAUGGGCGGGGAUGAGUGCAUGGGCGGGGAUGGUUGCAUGGGCGGGGAUGAGUGCAUGGGCGGGGAUGGUUGCAUGGGCGGGGAUGGUUGCAUGGGCGGGGAUGAGUGCAUGGGCGGGGAUGGUUGCAUGGGCGGGGAUGAGUGCAUGGGCGGGGAUGGUUGCAUGGGCGGGGAUGAGUGCAUGGGCGGGGAUGGUUGCAUGGGCGGGGAUGGUUGCAUGGGCGGGGAUGGUUGCAUGGGCGGGGAUGAGUGCAUGGGCGGGGAUGGUUGCAUGGGCGGGGAUGAGUGCAUGGGCGGGGAUGGUUGCAUGGGCGGGGAUGGUUGCAUGGGCGGGGAUGAGUGCAUGGGCGGGGAUGAGUGCAUGGGCGGGGAUGGUUGCAUGGGCGGGGAUGAGUGCAUGGGCGGGGAUGGUUGCAUGGGCGGGGAUGGUUGCAUGGGCGGGGAUGAGUGCAUGGGCGGGGAUGAGUGCAUGGGCGGGGAUGGUUGCAUGGGCGGGGAUGGUUGCAUGGGCGGGGAUGGUUGCAUGGGCGGGGAUGGUUGCAUGGGCGGGGAUGGUUGCAUGGGCGGGGAUGAGUGCAUGGGCGGGGAUGGUUGCAUGGGCGGGGAUGGUUGCAUGGGCGGGGAUGAGUGCAUGGGCGGGGAUGGUUGCAUGGGCGGGGAUGGUUGCAUGGGCGGGGAUGAGUGCAUGGGCGGGGAUGGUUGCAUGGGCGGGGAUGGUUGCAUGGGCGGGGAUGGUUGCAUGGGCGGGGAUGGUUGCAUGGGCGGGGAUGGUUGCAUGGGCGGGGAUGGUUGCAUGGGCGGGGAUGGUUGCAUGGGCGGGGAUGAGUGCAUGGGCGGGGAUGGUUGCAUGGGCGGGGAUGGUUGCAUGGGCGGGGAUGGUUGCAUGGGCGGGGAUGGUUGCAUGGGCGGGGAUGGUUGCAUGGGCGGGGAUGGUUGCAUGGGCGGGGAUGGUUGCAUGGGCGGGGAUGAGUGCAUGGGCGGGGAUGGUUGCAUGGGCGGGGAUGGUUGCAUGGGCGGGGAUGGUUGCAUGGGCGGGGAUGGUUGCAUGGGCGGGGAUGGUUGCAUGGGCGGGGAUGGUUGCAUGGGCGGGGAUGAGUGCAUGGGCGGGGAUGGUUGCAUGGGCGGGGAUGAGUGCAUGGGCGGGGAUGGUUGCAUGGGCGGGGAUGGUUGCAUGGGCGGGGAUGAGUGCAUGGGCGGGGAUGAGUGCAUGGGCGGGGAUGGUUGCAUGGGCGGGGAUGGUUGCAUGGGCGGGGAUGGUUGCAUGGGCGGGGAUGGUUGCAUGGGCGGGGAUGAGUGCAUGGGCGGGGAUGGUUGCAUGGGCGGGGAUGGUUGCAUGGGCGGGGAUGGUUGCAUGGGCGGGGAUGAGUGCAUGGGCGGGGAUGGUUGCAUGGGCGGGGAUGGUUGCAUGGGCGGGGAUGAGUGCAUGGGCGGGGAUGGUUGCAUGGGCGGGGAUGGUUGCAUGGGCGGGGAUGAGUGCAUGGGCGGGGAUGAGUGCAUGGGCGGGGAUGGUUGCAUGGGCGGGGAUGGUUGCAUGGGCGGGGAUGGUUGCAUGGGCGGGGAUGGUUGCAUGGGCGGGGAUGGUUGCAUGGGCGGGGAUGAGUGCAUGGGCGGGGAUGGUUGCAUGGGCGGGGAUGGGCGGGGAUGGUUGCAUGGGCGGGGAUGA